Messenger RNA from Saprolegnia parasitica CBS 223.65, 450 nucleotides. RefSeq lists its product as hypothetical. Lineage: Eukaryota; Oomycota; Saprolegniomycetes; Saprolegniales; Saprolegniaceae. Bases 1 to 450 code for a protein of 149 amino acids. The transcript has a single exon. The record is from RefSeq and is a predicted model, not a curated record.
AUGCGUCUCUGGCGCGCUCUGCGGUCGCUCGCACUCGUCCUUGGGUUGGGCUACGCCAAGGUAGUCUACUUGCGACGGCGGGCGUAUGUAGCGCCGAGCGACUCGGCCUUUGGCGUGCACGAGUACCACGAUGAGAAGCUCUUUGUCGGCAGACGACCCCAUCGCCACUUGCUCGACGCUCCAUUUGGUACUGGCGCUCAUGCCGACACCAUCCAGGACGCCCAUGCACACGUACAAGCCGACGGCGUCAGCGCCUCGGACGCGGGCUUUGCCGCCGAAACUGCCGCCGACCAAAGCGACAUUUACUACGAGAAGCUCAUUGUGUUCAAGAAGAGCCACACGUCGUCGGCGGAUGCUGUGGAUAUGGCGGCCGCGCAACUGCAGCACCACGGACGCGUGCAAGCUUCGGACGCCAACGAGCGGGCGGAGCAACGCCAGACGCUGCAGUGA